AUGCGGCAAAUGGCGUCUGUAAAAGGGUCCAUGCCAGCAUGCCUGCCUGUGGUUCGCGCCGUGCCGUCGUUGAACCCGCCAAGACCCUUUAGCACUCGCAGCCCGGAAAGGAUCCUGGUCCCAUGUGGUUCGGCCAGCUACGUAUCAAUAGAUCUCUUCAACAGCCCCCAGGACUCGCCCAAGAGCGCGCUCCUGGUCCAUCUGCCCGCUUUCCCGUCCGCCGACGGGUCGGUUUCCAGGGUCCCCAAAUUCCUCGAGGACUUGCCGGUUGCCAGCAUCAACUACCGAUGGCAGGCUGCCGCCUCGCGGGACCCGGCUCCUUUGUGCUGGCCGAUGCCUGUCCAUGACACGGCCUUCGCCUUUGCCUGGCUGGUCGACAACCUGGCGCCGCCCGGCAACUCGAGACGCGACAUUUACGUCUACGGCUCUCACCUCGGCGCCAGUCUGGCCACCUCGUUGUCCCUGACCGAGGCCCAUGCCCACGCCCGGUUUGGCGUUCGAGGUCUCGUGGCCUACAAUGGCAUUUACAACUGGACCAUGUUUCUCCCCGACCAUCGCAUCAACAAGAGAGCCCCAAGCAUGAUGCCCGCCCCAGAACUAGACGAAGCAUCUCAUCUCCGCAAGCUGCAGGGCGCGAUGGCCGGUCUCUUCGAUAAGCCGUCGAACCUAUUCGACCCCUUUGCGAGCCCGAGUCUCUUUUUCCACAGUCCGGGAAUGCUGCAACCUCGGUCAUUUUCCAUGUCGACGGAAGACGCAGCCAUGAUUGACGCCUUGACGGGCGACCAAGAUGCUCCAUCCGCACCCCCCAAGGCACCGCGGAAAUCACACCUCAUCUUCCCGCCUCGGAAAUCGACGCUCAAAAUCCCGCAAACACUCCUCUUGCACGAUGCGUCGCGGCAACCGCCGAGGUCAUCAAAGGCUCCCAAGAACGGGCAGGCGAGGAGGAAGGCCAAGGCGGCGGGUCACUCGCUAGCAGCGCAGGCGGAGGAGCUUGCGGAGCUGAUGAGGCGCAGCGUCAGCGUCAUCGAGAUGAAGGAGCGCUGCAAAUGGGACGAGGAGGUUGUCGAGGACGACCAAGUGCAGCGGCGGGUGCAGGUGGUCGAGGUGGGGCCCGAGACGGGCAGCAUCGAGCUGAACGACGGCGGACAGCAGACUGCGCUGGAGUGGCUGCAGGACAGGAUGUGA
Hirsutella rhossiliensis is the source of this 1185-nucleotide messenger RNA. RefSeq lists its product as uncharacterized. Bases 1 to 1185 code for a protein of 394 amino acids. NCBI's taxonomy places the organism in Eukaryota, Fungi, Ascomycota, Sordariomycetes, Hypocreales, Ophiocordycipitaceae. The transcript has 2 exons. The record is from RefSeq and is a predicted model, not a curated record.